UUUAGUCUUUACAAUUAUAAAAGAAAUUGUAUCACAUUUUUCAUAUUAAGCGUAAAAUGGUUGUGUUUAAUAAGUUUUCAAAUUACAAAAAGUUGCGCGCAAAUAUUUGUGAUUGAGCUGUAUAUUAAUCUGGCAAGGUACAAAUUUACUAGUUGUUGUUGCGAAGGGAAAAGUCAAAGAAAGUUCGAAAAGGAAAUGUCUGAAAAUAAUUCGUUCUUCUUGCAAAACUAAACUCAAUAAAUAACAUUUUUAAUUGUUUGUACUGUUUCAAUUUUCUAUGGGAUAUAUUCGAAUAAUAUUUGAAUCGGAAAGUAGGAUAUAAAAGUUAAAGGAAGCAAAACAACCACUUGGCAUAUAGACAAAGAGUGGGGGUGGUGGAUCAGUGAAACGUUUUUAUUUAGUUUAGUUUUUGUUAAGGCGUUAACGUUUUUGUUGAAAAUAUUAUAAAAAAUGUGAGUCAAAGUUUGUAAAAUAAAAUAGACGAGUAAUUUUAAAUUAUAGAAUAUUGAAAAUAAAAAAUGUGUGUGGCUUUGACACAGUUCAUAUACUACAGAAAAAAAGUGAUUGCCAAUGACAGAAGAGAUUUGCGGCCGAAGAAUUCACAGUUGGAACGGUGUUCCCAAAAUAAAGAUGGAAUAAAGCAAAAUUCAUUGGCAGAUUUACAUAUUAUUUUAUCUACUAAGUCGCUGAGGCCUUUAAGAUUGCCCAUGCUAUCGUCUUCCAACUGUAACAUUUCAGUCAUGGUAGCAUCAGUUUCACCUGCGCAUAACUUCCCUAUAUUCAAUGCGAAAUACCGGCGGAAAUGCCUGCUCCUUCUUCUACUAUUAAUCUUCCACGGCUGUUUUAGUGAAUUGAGCCGAGUUUCUGCUUUUAAUUGUACAGUUCAGGGCAACCACUGCCAAAAUGAAGGUCAGUGUCAGAAAGAUGGACAAUGCCUAUGUGCUGAUGGUUGGCAAGGGCCGGAAUGCCAGUUCUGUGGAGGUAAAGUGAGAUUAUAUCAUCCAUCUGGAACUAUUCACGAUGGUCAAGGAAAUUACUCAGUAAGUGUUAAGUGCAGUUGGCUGAUUGAUACUCGACAUCCCCACACAAAUUCGCUGCGGACACCUUCCAUUCGAAUUAAUUUGCGUGAAUUUGCUACGGAAUGCGGUUGGGAUCACUUGUAUAUUUACGAUGGCGACAGUGUAGAUUCGCCGCUCUUAGCAGUUUUUAGCGGGCUCAUGUACAGAGAUAAUUUUGCGAUACGAAAAGUACCACAAGUAAUUGCCCGUUCCGGUACAGCGCUUCUUCAUUUCUUCAGUGAUGAUGCUUACAAUAUGUCUGGUUUUAAUCUUUCUUACAAGAUGGAUGGAUGUCCUACAGCGACAGAAGAGCUAGAAUGUUCUGGUCAUGGAAGAUGUAGUGAAGGAGACUGUAUUUGCGAUAGCUUAUACAAAGGUGAAGCUUGUGACGUAGCCGCAUGUCCUAACGGCUGUUCAGAGAAUAAAGGCCAAGGUAUAUGCAAAGAAGACGACGAAAGAUGCUUGUGUAAUGAUGGUUUUGGCGGUAAUGAUUGUGGCCAACUUAAGGCACUUGGCGUCUGGUCCACAAUUUAUCCGACACAAUCACCCCCUCCACCCGGAACUGCUUCACACGGUGCUGCUGUAUGGCGUGAUACACUUCACAUAAUUGGUGGAGAGUCAUAUGGUCGUGGUGAACUUAUGACCACAUACGAUUUCAAUGGCAAUGUAUGGGAAACUUUGCAUAUUGAGGGUGGAAGUAGUAUACCAGAAAAACGGUAUGGAGCUUCUACCGUAAUGUAUGGUGAUAAAAUAUUCAUGUACGGUGGCGUAAUCGAGGGUCGAGGUGUAUCCAAUGAGUUAUGGGCGUUUGAUGUUUCUGCUAAAACCUGGGAAAAUAUAACGGUGAAAAGUGAUGCAUGUAACUCAACGGGUCUAACGUCGUAUGCUAUGUGUGGCCCUUUACGUGUAGUAGGUCAUACGGCAACAUUAGUACCGGGUUUCGGUGACAAAAACAAUUACCAAUAUAUGAUUGCUAUUUUCGGACAUUCCCCACAAUAUGGUUACCUUAAUACUGUACAAGAGUUUAAUUUUGGCACACGGGAAUGGAAGAUCAUCGAAACCAACGGAUAUGUGGUUAAAGGUGGUUUUGGACAUAGUGCAGCUUUUGAUUAUUUGACUGAAAAAGUAUACGUUUACGGUGGGAUUAUAUCGGAGAGUGAGUCAAGCCAGGUGCUAAGUUCAAAAUUAUAUGCUUAUGAGCCGUCAACACGUACAUGGACUCUGCUGUCUGCAGCACCAAGUGCGCGAUUACUUCACACAGCUAACUUCAUUAAUCAUGGACUCAUGAUGGUAUUUGGCGGCAACACUCAUAAUGAUACUUCCCAGAGCUAUGGAGCAAAAUGUUAUAGUCAAGAUUUGUUAGUGUAUGAUGUUUAUUGCGAUUCGUGGCAUACACAAGAUAUGCCAGAACACUUGCAAACAGAUCUAGCCAGAUUUGGUCACAGUGCUGUUGUUUUCGAGGAUUCGCUUUACAUUUAUGGUGGCUUUAAUGGCCAAUUGUUGAACGAUAUGUUGCGUUUCACACCUGGAUAUUGUAGUUUUUAUACGAAACAAGAAAAGUGCACAAACGGUCGUCCAGGUGUCAAAUGUAUAUGGGAUGUGCAGAAAAUGCGUUGCAUUCCCGUAAACCAAGUACAGCGCUCUGCAAUCUUCGGUCGCGAGCAAUAUGACUAUGUAGUGUGUCCAUCGAAGAGUCGCAUUACAUUGACUUCGGAACUCCUAAACGAUGUGCUACGCUGUCAGGAGCAAAGCAAUUGUCAAUCUUGUGUGGCGAACUCAUAUGGUUGCACCUAUUGUGGGAAUGGUGUAUGCACAAGGGAACGUUGUCGGGAGACUACGUCAAUAACCACAUUAUUUUAUGAAUCUAGCAACCAACAGAAGCAUCAGCAACAACAACAGCAAUUUGUGCCCACAGCUGUUCCAGUGGCAAAUAUUAAACGUUUAGAAAAUUGUCAGAAAACUGAAGAUUUCAUGAUAAUUACCGUUUGUGAGCAGUUGCAUAGCUGUCAUGCCUGCUCUGCUAAUACUAGCUGCAGUUGGGAUGCCGAACACAAUCGUUGCAGACCCUAUUUGUCUAAUAUACCACAUUUGAAUCGGACACGAGAGGAUGUCAUUUGUCCACAACCCUGUGCAUCAUUAACAAGCUGCCACAAUUGUACAGAGGACGAGUGCAUUUGGUGUCAGAAUGAGCAACGCUGUGUUGAUCGCAAUGCGUAUACGCCUAGUUUUCCUUAUGGUCAGUGUCGAGAGUGGACCACGCACUCUGUUAAGUGUCGCUCAUCGCCUACCAAUACGGGUAAUGGUCGCUCAACUGCUGCACAAUCGAGCGCACAGUGUGGAUUCUAUAAUAGUUGUGCUCAAUGUCUAGACGAUCCGGCCUGUGGUUGGUGUGACGACGGAUCAAAUACUGGUCUGGGCAAUUGCAUUGCUGGCGGUGCAUUGUCACCCUAUGACGCGAGCGAGUGUCAAGUAAAUCAUUGGUUCUUCACCUCUUGUCCACCAUGCAAUUGCAAUGGACACUCACACUGUCCCGAUAAUAAUAUUUGUGAACAACCAUGCUCGAAUCUGACAACUGGUAAUCACUGUGAGAAAUGUAGCAAAGGCUAUUGGGGCAAUCCUAUUAAUGGUGGUCAUUGUCAAAAAUGUGAAUGCAAUGGACAAGGGGAAAACUGCCAACCGGACACGGGAAAAUGCUUUUGCAAUACCAAAGGCAUAGUGGGUGAUCAUUGUGAAAAAUGCGAUACGCAGAAUCAUUAUAAUGGUGAUCCCAUAAAAUCAUCAUGCUACUACGAGCUAACAAUUGAUUACCAGUUCACUUUCAAUCUCUCCAAAAAGGAAGAUAGGCAUUUUACGAAAAUUAAUUUUCGAAAUUCACCUCAAAAGCCCGAAAUCGAUGCAGACUUUACAAUAACUUGUAGUGUACCAGCUAAAAUGGACAUUUCAGUUAAGCGCGCUGGUUUUCCGGAGAAAUUUUUAUAUGCUGGUAUAAAUUGUUCAACGUUUAGACAGCGAUUCCCAAAAACUGAAUACACUUUUGGCCAUUCACCGGAAGAUAACAGCUCUUUAACCACAUUCUACGUGUUCGUGCAUGAUUUUCGGCCACCAAUUUGGAUACAGAUAGCUUUUUCGCAAUAUCCGAAGCUAAAUCUGCAACAAUUCUUCAUCACAUUCUCCACAUGUUUCUUAUUGCUUUUACUUAUGGCUGCUGUUUUAUGGAAAAUAAAACAAAAAUACGAUAUGUUCCGAAGAAGGCAACGACUAUUUGUCGAAAUGGAACAAAUGGCUAGCCGUCCAUUUUCCCAGGUUGUAGUGGAAAUCGAAAACAGAGAUAAUAUUGAUUUAACUCAUACAAUGGAGGGUAUUACCCAUCUGACCAAAAAGCGCAAAAAGGACUGUCCCAGUCCGAUAGCGCUGGAACCUUGCAGUGGUAACCGGGCGGCAGUGCUUUCACUUUUAGUUCGUUUGCCAACGGGUGGAUUGCAGCAUGCACCUGCGGGACAGUCAGCUGGUUUGGCCGUGGCCAGUGCACUCGUAACACUGGGCAAUCCACGACGACCCUCAAUAGAACACUCUAAAGAGCCAAAAUCCAAAAGAAAACAAAGUCAACAUCCUGAUAGUUGUACAUAAUAAUUAUGAAAAUUUAAUUGUGACGUUUAACAGCGAAAUUUGUAAAAGUAUUUUAUUUAUAUAUAUACGUACAUACAAGGGGUAUGCAUGCUUACACUUUGGUCUGCAUCUGAAAAUGUAAAUCAAUAGAACAAAACCGCAUAUGGUGGUGUAGCGACCAUUCAAGGAGUAACAUUAUGAAUCCCUUUAUACAAAAUACAUAAAUUUAUUAAUAAUAAAACACUGUACUAAGGCAUAUUUACAGAUUUACUUCACAUAAUAAUUACACUUACAUAUAAUAAUAGUAAUUGUAUAAAAUAGGGCAUAAAUUUAUUUAUUAUAGUUACAAUUUUAAUUGCUAGACUCAAUGGCAAACUAAAAAGACAUUAAUAUUAUUAAAAAAAAAUUAUGAGAAAGUUAUAAAUAACGCAAUGUAAAAAUUAUAUGUUUUUUAGUGUAAGACAUUAUUAAAUGUUUUAAACUUGCAUUUUAAACCAACCUAUUUUUGUAUAUCUUUUAUUUGUUUAAAUGCAUGAUUGCGCUAUAAUCACACCAUCAGUUGCAAAAAAUUUAAAAUACUAAGUAAAAUAUCAAAUAUGAAUGAUAUAAACUUUGCUGUAGAGUGUUUUAUUAUCUGUGUUAAAAGACGAUUCAAAAAUUAACCAAAUACAAGAGAAAUGGGUAUAUACCUAUUGAAAUAUAUAUGUACAUACAUAUGUAUAUGAACCACACUAA
This is a messenger RNA of Bactrocera oleae (olive fruit fly), 5399 nucleotides long. RefSeq names its product attractin-like protein dsd (gene dsd). Gene Ontology annotation, molecular function: protein binding. The record is from RefSeq and is a predicted model, not a curated record. Gene Ontology annotation, cellular component: Golgi apparatus. Lineage: Eukaryota; Metazoa; Arthropoda; Insecta; Diptera; Tephritidae.